This is a messenger RNA of Exophiala viscosa, 1353 nucleotides long. Its product is annotated as Alpha/Beta hydrolase protein. Gene Ontology annotation, biological process: epoxide metabolic process. The transcript is spliced from 2 exons. The record is from RefSeq and is a predicted model, not a curated record. Gene Ontology annotation, molecular function: epoxide hydrolase activity. Bases 179 to 1324 code for a protein of 381 amino acids. NCBI's taxonomy places the organism in Eukaryota, Fungi, Ascomycota, Eurotiomycetes, Chaetothyriales, Herpotrichiellaceae.
GCACGUUUUACGCUUAUCUUCGGCAAGCACGCUAUGCCCUUUUCAGUUUCUUUUCGUUGACGUCAAUGGUAAGGCCGCCAGUAUGGAUACCGUCUACUACCUACAAAGAAUGAUAUGCAACACCAUCUGGGAUAGUUGAGCAAUUGGCACGAAACAAGAACGACAGCAUCUUCCGUCAAUGCGUCCAUACAAGAUUUCAAUCCCUGACGACGAGCUUGAUCUACUCACCCAGAAGUUGCGCCUGGCUCGGCUUCCCAAAGUAGGGAAUGGCGCAGACCAAGGCGAAGACAAUGGAGUGACCUCUUCAUUCAUGCAGGAGAUCCUUGACUUCUGGCGCACCGAGUACGACUGGAGAUCCGAGGAAGCCCGCUUGAACACGAUGCCGCAGUUCAUGACCGACAUUGACGUCGAAGGCUUCGGAGACAUUCAGCUGCACUUUGUCCACGCGCACAGUCAACGUCCAGAUGCAAUACCUAUCCUCUUUCUGCAUGGCUGGCCCGGAUCAUUUGCAGAAGUGUCCAAGAUUUUACCCAUCAUGGUUGAAGCAGGUUUCCAUGUCGUCGCACCUUCGUUACCAGGCUAUGGCUUCUCGUCCUACCCGGAGAAGGCUGGAUUCAAGCAUCAACAUCAUGCUACGGCUUUUCACAGCCUAAUGCAAAAGCUCGAAUAUCCGGAAUACGUGGUUCAAGGCGGGGACUGGGGAUCCGACAUCGUUCGGAUCAUCGGUCUUAUGUACCCCGAGAAAGUCAAAGCAGUUCAUCAGAACAUGCUGAUGAUGCUCAAACCAGACUUUCCUGAUGGUCGAGAACCAACGUAUUCAGCAUUUGAGCAAAUAUGCCUUGACCGUCUGCAGUGGUUCAUGGACACCAAUUCCGAUUACGACAAGAUUCAGGCCAGCAAGCCACGCACCCUGGGUUUUGCCAUGCACGAUUCACCUGUGGGAAUGCUAGCAUGGAUGGCCGACAAAUUGUUCCUAUGGGCGGACGACUACCCGUGGACACAUACUGAGAUCAUUACAUGGACGUUGCUGCACUACUUCCCUGGUCCCACCACAGCCUUCCAGAUGUACUUCGAGAACAAUCCUGCCGGACUGAAUGAUCCGGAGUCCUGGAUCAGAACGACUUAUCUGAAAACACCAACAGGAUACAGUGCCUUCCCCAAAGAAUUGAGCAUCGUGCCGAGAUCAUGGGCCGAAACGAUUUCGAAUGUCCAGUCUUGGAACGAGCAUAGCCGAGGUGGCCAUUUCGCUGCCUACGAGAAGCCGAAUGAGCUGGCUGCAGACGUGAUUGAGUUCUUUCAGUCCGUCUGGAAAGCUCUGAAGUGAUGCUUCCAACUCAACUUCGUCUACAGCCA